Messenger RNA from Spirodela intermedia, 2186 nucleotides. The record is from the annotation of a GenBank genome assembly. Lineage: Eukaryota; Viridiplantae; Streptophyta; Magnoliopsida; Alismatales; Araceae.
AUGAUCCACCCCGCCGCGAGAACAAGAUAUGUUAGCGAAGGACUAAAAGAACCAGUGGAGACACUUCGUGAACGUCACUAACAGUAAUCUAAAAAAGAGAAAGAUAGAAGGCACAACCUGAUACGCUCGGUCGCCGACGGUGUCAAUUGUACCGUGGAAUACGACGUAUUCCAUGUCCGUCAGGGUGCACAAAAUGUCGAACAGCAGCUUCGGGCGAUCGCGGCACUGGACGUUCACGAUGGAGUAACCCCGGUCGAUCCAGUUCUGAACCGAAACAAGCGGCGGUGACGGUGACAACGACGAUGCUGUCGCCUCCGCCGCUUGGCCGGACUCGCGAUCGGCAGACAUCAUCUGGUGGAGCCUGUGCUCCGCGUGAGCAACUGCAAGGGAAGAUACGGCAACAACCCUGGCGAUGGCGGGAACGUUGUCGCCGUCCCCCCUCAGGACGUUGUGGAGACGCCUCUCAAUCCGUUGGAUCUUUUGGGUGUCCUCUAUGAUGGACCCCGAGUCCUCGUCCUUGACAUGCAUCAGGGAAGCGACGCGGCCGUUGUGCGUCCAAACUUUGGCGUCCACGACAUUGCAUUGAAGGUCGGCCAGCACGGCGAAGACCUCUGACAAAAUACCCGGCCUGUCCGACCCCGUCAGCUCCAGAGCAGUCAGAUGAUUACUGAAGCCCUCCAACUUUCUGUUGUCGUUCCCGGCUACCAGGGACUGGAGGAAGAGAAUUGAGACAAUUAUCCUAAGAAAUAACCAGAAGGAAAAGGAGGAGAAUCUAACUGCCAAGACUCAUCCAUAAAGAAAUUGUUAGGCACCUGUUCGAGGUAAGUUCGGAUGCUCUCGUCGAUGAGCUUCGCACCGAACUGGUCGGUCACGUGGAAGACGUCCAUGAACCAACGGCCAUCGGAGGAUAUGUAGGCCUUCUUGAUUGACAGAUUCAGAUCGGUGAGGGCCUGGACGGCCUCAAGGAGGACGCCGCUCUUCCUGGCGCUGUCUACCUUUAUCAGCGUCGCGGAGGUGCACACGUCAUUGUCGAUCACAACCCUGGAAGGAACAAAGAGCAGUAAGCAACCGAGGAUGGGAAAGACACCGCAGAACAGCAUCCACGGUGGGACCUGCAAUCCAGACGUCCAAAGGGAAGGAUCCGCUCCUUCCUUCGGAGCGGCGAUUGUAGGAGCGAGAUUUCAUGAUUCCAGCGUGAGGGAGGAGAGGCGACAGACGACGGACAACUGGAGAUUGGAUCAAGAUAGAUCACCUGGGAUUGUUCAUCCGCGUGACGAGCUUCUCGUACUCAUCCAAGCACUGCGCCCGCUCUAUCUCCCCCGCCAUCUUCCUCCUCACACCGCCUGCUUCUCCUCCAAACCAGCAACCAGAUCCGAAGAUCUCAGCAAGCCCCCCCACCGCCUCCCGCAGCCGCGGAGCCCCUCGCCGGCCGUACUGUACCCUCCCUUCUCCCCCUCCUUGCUCCGAACUUACUCCCCUUCCCUCCCUCACCUUCCCUUCCCCUUAUGUACCCCCCGCCUUCAUCUCUCUCUCUCUCUCUGUCUCUUCCCACGUGAGAAGGGAUGGGCUAUUAAAUAGCGGGGAGAGGUCCGUAGUUCACAAGUUGUCGCGGAUGUGGCAGGGAAGGGGGAGCUUUAAUAGGCCUGCGUUUAAAUGAGCCAAUCCGCUGGUGAGGCUUAAAUCGCCACGUGUGAAAUCGGUCAGGGAUCGGCCACGUCAUUGCCGAAUCGGCGGCCCGUCCUGUCCCGUUAGGAUCCGAGUUAAUGCGACCCGUAAAGUCCCACCCAGACCGUUUCCGCCGACCACCUCGUCCUCCACGACCCGUAACGGCCCGUCCCUGCCGCCAGCGCCCCACGCACCCCCCCCCCCCGGGUCUUUUCAAACAAACAUUCUCUCCCCCCUUUCUCUCUCAUACGUGAUUAGUGAGAAACACCCGCCGUUUUUUUUUUUUCAGGGGCGGGGGGGGCUUAAUGGAGAUGCCGAGUUUAGAGGGGGAUUUUUCUGACAAAUGUCUGCGGGGGAUAAAUAACGAGUUUAAUUAAAUUAUCAAUCAUAAGCGGGGUUCCCCCAGCGGAGGGCGCGAAGCGGCCGGCCGCGGCGGUCCGACGGCAAUUAAGAAGGCGUGUCAGAAGGGGACCGGCGGUGGGCGGCGGGAUUCUCCGGUGACGGAUCUGACGGCCAUGUGA